Molecule: messenger RNA, 3448 nt
Organism: Rhincodon typus (whale shark)
Lineage: Eukaryota; Metazoa; Chordata; Chondrichthyes; Orectolobiformes; Rhincodontidae
Exons: 14
Coding region: 125-2509 (794 amino acids)
Biological process (GO): rRNA processing
Cellular component (GO): nucleolus; small-subunit processome
Source: RefSeq, a predicted model, not a curated record
GUUACGCCAGGGGCAGAUUUACGGCAGGCUGCCUGUUCAUUGCGACCGUUGGCCGUUGCCGGAAGUGUGUCGCUUGACGGUAGUUGAAUCCAUGUGCGGGGCCUGAGAGUUGGUGAAGAAGAAGAUGGAGCCGGUGCAGGGAGAAGAGAGAGGACGGUGCAGAGAUUUACUUUCACUUGGAAUGGAAGAAGAGGAUUUGUUUCACACUGAACAUGCCUUGACUGCCAGUGAGGAUGAGGAUGCCAGUGAUGAUGAGAGGAGGCAUCAAAAAUUAUUGGAGGCAAUUAGUUCCCUCGGUAACAAGAGAAAGCCGAAGUUGACAGAGAGGACAGAAGCCAGCUUGCAGGUGUCUGAAUUCACGGUCAGUUCAGAAGGUGCUAAUGAGAAGAUUCAGCUAUCAGAUCUGCUGGGAACCAUUAAACCAUCGCUGAGUACUGUGAAAAAACAGCUCAAGACAUUUGAGAAGACAAACAAAACCCUAGACUUACCUCUAAGCAAACAGCAAACUGAAAAGAUUCAAAGGUCAUUGGCAUAUGAGAAAACGUCAAAAGCAGUUACAAAGUGGAAUCAUACUGUGCUACAGAACCGGAGAGCAGAACAGCUCGUCUUUCCACUAAAUGCAGAACCUCUAACUGUCAAACCAGUGGAAGAAAUGAUAGCAGGCUGGAAGGCACGGACACCCUUGGAACAGGAGAUUUUCAGCUUGCUUCACAAGAACAAGCAGCCAGUGACUGUUCCAGCAUUGACAGCUGCAGAACAAGCUUCUGUCCGAGCUAUGAGCCUAGAGGAGGCAAAGGAACGUCGAGCUGAGCUGCAGAAAGCAAGGGUCCUUCAGUCCUACUAUGAAGCUAAAGCAAAAAGAUCAAAGAAAAUCAAGAGCAAAAAAUUCCACAAAGUGAUGAAGAAGGUUAAACAGAAAGAGAUUUUGAAGCAGUUUGAAGAACUAAAGAAAACUAAGCCUGAGGAAGCUCUUGAAGAACUGAGUAAAAUGGAGCAAAGACGAAUAGAGGAACGAAUGACACUUCGACAUCAAAACAGUGGAAAGUGGGCCAAAUCUAAAGUUAUCAUGGCAAAAUAUGACGCGGAGGCUCGCAGUGCAAUCCAGAAGCAGCUGGAGAAGAACAAAAUGCUCACAACAAAAGUCCUAGUUCCAUCAGAUAGUGAGGAUGAAGUUGUACCGAAGGUGGACAGGGAUGAGACUGUUCCAGAUUUUGUGAAUGAUGCUGAGAUGAACACAGUAGCAAAUCCUUGGAUGGUGGGAAGAUUGAGUGCUGAUCCAAAGAGUUUUGAAGCACGAGAAACUGAGCUUGUCAUUCCUGCAAAAAUUGAUCAGAAUGAAGGAUCAGAUGAUGAGGAGGACCUCUCUGAAGAUGAGUUACUGCUGCAAGAGUUUGAGAAAAAACGGACAAUUCGUAAAGAAGGUGAUGGUGAACUGGCUGGAUCAUCUGCUAUUGUAGAUGAGAGCAAAGAUGAUGAAAGUAUGAAAAAUAAUGACGAACGGGAAAGGGCAGUCCCUGGUGACCAAAGUGAGAAAGAGAAACAUUUUGAAGAAGACGUGAAUGAGUUUAAUCACCUUUUUCGGAAAUUGAUUGAGAAUAAAUCUGAACCUACGUCAAGAAACCCUAAGAAGUAUCAAAGAAAAAGCAAGGAAAUGUCACUUGAGAAGAGUGAGGAGGAUGCACAGACACUAGAAAACCAAGAAGAACCAAUACUCGAUGAACAGUUAGAGCGCAAAAGGACAGUGGAAGAUUUGGAAACUUUGAUUCAGGAAGAAUGUCAUAAUCUUAAUGAGGCCUCAGCCUUGAAUACACCACGGCUCAGUGGAGAUGCGAUCAAUUCAGAAAAUAAAACAAAUGCUACAACAGAAGUUAGAACAAACCAUCUCAUCAAUCCUAAGAAAGUAUUGAAUAUUACAUCCAAAAUCAUUAAAAUGCCUUUGGUUCCUACAGCAGUAGAAGAGGAGAAUGAAGAAUAUGAGGACCAGCGCAUGGUCAUUCAGGAGGCCUUUGCAUCAGAUGAUGUCAUUGAUGAUUUCAUAAAAGAUAAGCAGAAACAGAUUGAUGCUAGCAAACCAAAAGACAUUGACUUAACCUUGCCAGGGUGGGGUGAAUGGGGAGGACAAGGUCUCCAACCAAGUGGAAAGAAAAGAAGAAGGUUCCGCAUUAAAGCUGCUCCACCUCCACCCAGGAAGGAUCAAAAUUUGCCGAAUGUUAUAAUCAAUGAGAAGCGAGACAUUGGAGUUGCGGCACACCAGGUAAAUGAACUACCUUUCCCAUUCUCACAUCAGAAUCAGUUUGAGAAGAGUAUCUGUGCCCCUAUUGGGAGUACAUGGAAUACUGAGAAAGUCAUGCAGAAAUUGACGCUGCCAAAAGUUGUGACAAAAAUGGGAACAAUAAUUGAACCAAUCUCUGAAGAUGAUCUGCUUCAAGAGAAGAAGAAAAGUGUGAAAUCAAAAGUAGGACAGCAUCCUUGUAAACACAGAAAAAUGCAGAAGAAAUCAUUUCAUUGAUGAUAAAAAGAAUUGUUGCUUCCACCACAAAGCUAGUCAUUUCUGGAGUAUCCAGCUGAUCUUGAUAAUGGAUUUUUAUCAUUCCCUUACAGAAUGUAUGUUAGUUAAAUCUGGCAUCCGGACCAGAAUUUUGUCUUGGCUAUAGCACAAUUUGUGGAGGUGCCUAGUGGAAUGAUGAAGGAACAGAUCGAAACAAGUCAUCACACAUCACAAUAAAAGUAACUUUAUAAUUAUCAUUUGGAAAGUCUUUACCUUGCACAUCAUAUAGGAGAAGCUUAUUUGUGAUGGCCCCUACUAUUGUAGGUGAGCCUCAUGCCUGUAUGGUACCAGGGAAGGGUAAGGCACUCCUGGAUAGAUUGGGAAAUCUAUAAACUAUAAUGUUUGGUACUAGAAAGAGAAAUAUUCCUCCAACAAAAAUGCAGGGUUACACAAGAGUAGAGAUGGAGAGGUGUGGUUUUUAAUGUCCACUUCUUGUCCUUUCCUGAAAUGUUUUCCAACCAGGAUAUCAUUACACAGAUGAUGUACUCAAGUACCUUUUAGUAAUGUGAGAUCUCGGUGACUGCUUAUGGGUUUAAACUGAAGUGAGUCUAAAUUGGUCCAAUACUUGAAUUUCCCCUGAGAAUUAGGGGGAAACUGUUUUGGAGUACAAGUAAAAAGUGGGCUCUGGAACAAAAGGUUGAGUGGAUCCUGUGGAACUAUAGCUCCGUGUGAAUAGAUAUCUGCAGGAAAAGAGGAAUAGUGAGAGCGUUGAUAUCAUCCUCCAAUUUAAUGGGUCAAAUAAACUGAACUGUGAAAAGCUCUGCUCUGAGUAGCCUUAAGCAGUUAGAAUUAUGGAUUUCUCAUUAAAAUUUAUUGUGAAAGAAUGGAGUGUCAUCUAUUGUUUUUACACAACUGAAUGUUAUAAUAGUGACCAGUAAUUAAAUACUAUUGCUGAUGAAA